This is a messenger RNA of Phytophthora nicotianae INRA-310, 870 nucleotides long. RefSeq lists its product as hypothetical. The record is from RefSeq and is a predicted model, not a curated record. Bases 1 to 870 code for a protein of 289 amino acids. Lineage: Eukaryota; Oomycota; Peronosporomycetes; Peronosporales; Peronosporaceae. The transcript has 2 exons.
AUGAGCUUCAACAGCCACGAGACGCGCUCGAGCUUCGCAGACAGCUUCGUUCGGUGGCCGCUGCGCGACUGCAGCGGCGUGCACGAUCCGCUGCCCGAGAAGGAGAUGGCGUCCUGGUUCGCGCGCUGGAGUCGCACUCGAAGCAAGCCCGUUACGGAGACUCUCUCCGUGACCCAGCGUUCGCUCGACCAGGCGUGGACCGCGUUCGUGCUGCGCUUGAACGUUGAGACGGGUCCAAGGUUUCGCCAGCUGAUCGAGGCCCGUGAAGAGACUCAUCAGCGCUACGCGCUGGGCGAGUUAGCGGAGCGCAUGUGCACGCUGUCCUGGAACGAGGACCGCCCGUGCUGUUACGUGCACCAUCUUGAAGGCUGCGUCGGCUGUGAGCGCUGCCGGGUAUCGCGACCGAGCGAUGCUGACUGGGCGCAAAUCGUGGUCGAGUAUCCGAUGACUGAGGAAGAGUCACGGCCUCCACAAGCCCCGGAACGUCUUCGAGAAGAGUGGAGCGGGGUUCCCAGCUGUCGUUCAGCGGACCGAUCCACCGCACCAGGUAACGGCGAAAGCCCGGGAUACUCUCUUCGCAGCGUCGAGCGCUGCGACUACUGGCCGAGUCAUCGUGGUCCAGAAUGGCCUCCACGAUAUGACGAAGGUUACCAUCGCGGUCAACAAGAGGGGUUGGACCGUCACGAAGGAACCGAUCGCGACUGGAAGUUGGGACGUCGGCUGGAACGUCUGGAGCAGCGCGUGGAGCAGCUGGAGCGGGAGAACCGAGGCUUGCGACAGGAGAUGUGGGCGCCGCGCCGCGCGGCGGCUGAUUACCGCUUGGGAUCGUCGCAGGAUGAUAACGGCGUAGCCGACCGACGUAGAAGGUAG